This is a messenger RNA of Cryphonectria parasitica EP155, 687 nucleotides long. RefSeq lists its product as uncharacterized. The record is from RefSeq and is a predicted model, not a curated record. The coding region runs from base 1 to 687 and encodes 228 amino acids. The transcript has a single exon. Gene Ontology annotation, molecular function: nucleic acid binding. NCBI's taxonomy places the organism in Eukaryota, Fungi, Ascomycota, Sordariomycetes, Diaporthales, Cryphonectriaceae.
AUGGUCGCCCUAGGUCACAGCCCUAGCUACCGUGGCGACCCAUUUCUCGUUGCCAACCGAAGUGCCAACAUCCCUCACGCCCUCAAUUGUUCGGUCUUCAUCGUCAACCUUCCUGCUACCCUGACGGUCCAUCGGCUCAUCAUAGCCCUUCACGGCAUGGGCCCCUUGGGCCGCGUCUUUGCAAUUCAUAUCAACGCCCCUGAGCAUGCCCGGGGCCAUCACGGCUGCGCGGCCAAGGUGGUCUUCUUCGAGCGGGACGCCGCACACCACUUCAUGCUCCUAUGCCGACAGCGCGGCUUCUUCGUCGAUGGCCAACAGGCGCACGUCAUGUGGAACCGCGUCAAGACCGCCGAGAACCCGACGCUCGUCCACUCGGAUGCCAGCCGUGUCCUACUCAUCGGGGGUCCUCCCGCUUUUGUCAACCCGCGCACCCUGACCGAGUUCUUCAAGACCAAACUGGAUUUCCAGGUCGACGAGAUCAUUACUCGGAUUUAUGGAGGCGCCAGCGGAACCAGUGUCCUGGAGUACCGCUUUGGCAGCUACCGGUGUCAGGCGCAGGCGGCCAAGAUGGCCUUGGACCGCGAGUUUCCUCACAUUCAGUGUUUCUUCACGGCGGACCCUCUGGAAUCGGGUGUUUGGAACGCACUCGAGUACCACAAAUUCCCCAAGGCCUUGCCGGUGCCGUGA